Aspergillus affinis is the source of this 924-nucleotide messenger RNA. Its product is annotated as histidinol-phosphatase. The coding region runs from base 1 to 924 and encodes 307 amino acids. The record is from RefSeq and is a predicted model, not a curated record. Lineage: Eukaryota; Fungi; Ascomycota; Eurotiomycetes; Eurotiales; Aspergillaceae. Gene Ontology annotation, biological process: L-histidine biosynthetic process. Gene Ontology annotation, molecular function: histidinol-phosphatase activity. Gene Ontology annotation, cellular component: cytoplasm. The transcript has 3 exons.
AUGCCGUUCUCGCACCACAGCCACUCGGGGCAGUUCUGCCCCGGCCAUGCUAAAGACUCCCUGGAGGAGGUGAUCCAGUUGGCCAUCUCCAAGAAGUUCAAAACCUUCUGCCUGACAGAGCAUAUGCCCCGAGGGUCAGAAGACUACUACCCAGAGGAGAUCGAAGCCAACACGACCAUGGCCAGCAUGGUCGCUAACGAAGCCGCCUACUUCCAGGAGGCGCAACGACUGCGGGCCAAGUACGCCGAUCAGAUCCAGAUCCUGAUCGGGUUUGAGAUUGACUGGAUCCGGCCGGAAUCGCGCGCGCUUAUCGAGGAGUCGCUAAAGCGACAUCCCUUCGAGUUCUUCAUGGGCUCGGUGCAUCACACGCUGACGGUGCCGAUUGACUAUGAUCGGCCGAUGUACGAGAAGGCACGGGAUCUGGCCGGAGGUACGGACGAGCAGUUGUUCGAGGCGUAUUUCGACGAGCAACUGGAUAUGUUGCAGCAGUUGAAGCCGCUCGUCGUGGGCCACUUCGACCUGAUCCGGUUGAAGAGCGACGACCCCGAGCGCAGCUUCCAGCAGUGGCCCGGGGUGUGGGAGCGCAUCCUACGAAAUCUGGACUUUGUGGCGUUGUACGGAGGGAUCCUAGAGCUGAACUCGGCGGCCCUGCGCAAGGGGAUGAGUGAGCCGUAUCCGAACGGGGAGAUCUGCCAGGAAUUCCUCAAGAGAGGAGGUCGGUUCUGUCUGUCCGACGAUAGCCACGGAUUGGACCAGGUCGGACUCAAUUUCCACCGGGUGUUGGAGUUUAUCGAGCGCGAGGGCAUUUCGACGCUGCAUUACUUGGAGCUGGCCGAGAGAGCGGCGGUGGAUGAGCGAUUCCCUCGCACUCAAGUUCGAUCAAUCAGCGUGGAGGAGGUGAAGCAGGAAGCAUUCUGGCAGUGA